Silurus meridionalis is the source of this 613-nucleotide messenger RNA. RefSeq names its product interferon a3-like. Gene Ontology annotation, molecular function: cytokine receptor binding. Gene Ontology annotation, cellular component: extracellular region. The transcript has 5 exons. NCBI's taxonomy places the organism in Eukaryota, Metazoa, Chordata, Actinopteri, Siluriformes, Siluridae. The record is from RefSeq and is a predicted model, not a curated record. Bases 1 to 546 code for a protein of 181 amino acids. Gene Ontology annotation, biological process: defense response; response to exogenous dsRNA.
AUGUCUCUAGGUUUGGUGCAGCUUUGGCUCAUCUUGAGUUUGUGCAGUUUGAGCUCAGGAUUAAACUGCCGAUGGAUCAGUCUUAAAUUCCAGCAGCACCACGAAACCAGUUUAACACUGCUCAGAGAAAUGGGAGAGGAAAAUAGCGUUAGCUCCAUCCCGGAUAACUGGCAUCAAUGGUUCUUGAGCCACAGCUAUUCUCAGCCAGAGAAACAGAUCUGGUUCAUAGUUCAGACUCUGGACGAAGUCUCUCGUUUAUUGGAAGAGUCCGAGUCUGUCUCCUGGAACGAGGACAAACUGGACACUUUCUUACAUAUGCUGGAUCUGCAGGCUAACGGACUACGCUCAUGUCUCGAGCACAGGAUGAAAAAGAGCAAAAGAUUGCCCUUAUACUUCAAACGACUACGAGAUCUCAGCAAGAACAACAAGCAGGAGAAGAAUGAGGCCUGGGAGACGAUCAGAAAAGAGCUGCUUCAACUCUUUGGAAUAUUCGACUUUUUCCCCGCUGUCUCUGGGACUCAGCAAUCAGUUACAGUUGUCCAGUGAUGACCGUAGAGAAAAGCUGCUGGCUGUUUUGAAAGACUCAAAAUUAGAAACUGCUUAGAUUUUGCUU